Vitis vinifera (wine grape) is the source of this 1140-nucleotide messenger RNA. RefSeq names its product SNF1-related protein kinase regulatory subunit beta-3. The record is from RefSeq and is a predicted model, not a curated record. Gene Ontology annotation, molecular function: protein binding. Lineage: Eukaryota; Viridiplantae; Streptophyta; Magnoliopsida; Vitales; Vitaceae. The transcript is spliced from 3 exons. Bases 575 to 928 code for a protein of 117 amino acids.
UGGAUCAAGAGUUCAAAAAUUUGGCACUUUUUUAAAUAAUUUGAUUCCAUUUAAACCCUUCCCAACAUAGCAUUGUCACAUUAACCUGGUGUCAGUAUGUGUGUGAUUCAUUUUUCUGGUAUUCUGUUAUGUAGGAAUAUAUCUUCCUGUUACUCAUGGUCAUAUCUUUUCUCAGUCUUACUUCUGCUUUUCCUCUUGUCCUUGCAUCAUCCUCAAGUAACAAAAACACUCCUUAGUAAUUCAACUCUGUUUCUGAAACAUGACUAAACCUUCUAGGGAGUCUCAUUUCGUUCUGCCUCUGUUUGCUCAUGAAUGUGGUAAUUUCUGAUUCUGUUCCUUAGUCUUACAACUCAUCCUUUUCAACAUCCUCAUCUUUUAGCAAUGCUCAUUUUAUGGACAUUUGGUUCUUAAUCACUUGGCAUUAGGUAACAGGUUCUUACAAACUUGGUCCCACUUUUCAUGACAUGGGGAGCGUUGUAUGGACAUCACUCAGCUAUGGAGCCUAGGCCACCAAUAUCAUUAUUGUAUCAUCUUAUGAGCUUUUACUGUUUGCCAGUUGCUUUCCAUUUUCAACAUGAACAACCCCUACGGUGAAGAUCAAGAUGACACUACUGUUGUAGGUUUUGAAGUUCCAAAAUCACCUGAUUCAAGCUACAAUAACGUGUACCCUGGGCACGAAGAUGAGGCAAAGGACCCACCUCCUGUCCCUCCACACCUGCUACACCCCUUGCUCAGCCAUCCGUCAAGCAGAGACACUUCUGGGACUCUUCCAGUGCCGCAGAAUGUGAUUCUCAACCAUCUUUACAUUGAAAAUAGGGAGACCCCACGAUCUGUGGUGGCGCUUGGUAUCACUCACCGUUUCCGAUCAAAAUUUGUUACAGUAGUGCUUUACAAGCCAGUUCAAAGAAGUGCUAGUACCAGCACUUAAUGUGCAUACAUGUAAACCUUCAUUAGGAUUGCUUGUCUGUCCUUGUUUUGACGGGGAGGAGAGUGAUUACAGAACCCAAAUAGGAAAAUUGAAGAAUGUUUAUCGCCUUGAGAGGCCUAUGAACCUAGAUUUUGUUUCAUCAUUUGACUUUCAAUUUCUCUGGACUUGAAUUAUCAAUGCCAUCUUAUGAGGGUAGAUCCCCCAUUCAUUUA